AUGAAUGUAAAUGUUUUAACUUUUCUAAGAAAUGAAAAUAUGAAAAGGGUAGAUUAUUAUUUUCAGCGUCCAGAUAACCCUAAUCGAAGACCUCGACACAAGUCUACAAUAACUACAUUAACACCAAAUAAGAAGGAACUCGAAGAAAAGGAAAGGAAAAAGAAGUUACGAACAAACACAAAUAAAGAGAAGGCAAAGAAGGCAGUCUUUGAUGAAGAUGAAAAGCAAAUGGAUAAACAAAAAGAAACGGUCGAUGCUAAAGAUAUAUUUUGUCCUGUUUGCGAAGAAGAGUAUGAAGAUCCACCAACCCUUGACUGGAUUAGGUGUAGCAAGUGCAACAUAUAA
Molecule: messenger RNA, 345 nt
Organism: Psylliodes chrysocephalus
Lineage: Eukaryota; Metazoa; Arthropoda; Insecta; Coleoptera; Chrysomelidae
Source: the annotation of a GenBank genome assembly